AAAAUAUUCUGCACAAGAUGGCGGAUAUUUUUCCAAAAGAAUGCAUGUCAACUUUUGUGCCAUUUGAACUUUAAGAUCUAAAAUGCGCAUUACGGAGUUCGUGUUUCUUCUUUGUAUCGCGCAGAAAUGAUGGGGGACGGUCUUAGUAUACAGGAGAAAUACCAAAAGUUGGCCACAGAGUUUGCUAAGCUCAGAGCACAGAACACGGUCUUAAAGAAAGCUGUGAUUGAAGGUCAAGAUUCACAGAAAACCUUAGAGGAAAGACUGAAGCACCGGGAACAAACCAUCAGAAAGUAUGAACAAGAAUUGGACAGUCUACAGUUUAGGAAUGACCAGUUGUCUAAAAGAGUUGGUAUUCUCCAAGAUGAACUAGAUAACGCAUCAACAUCUACCAAAAACAAAAGUUCAAAGCCAGCAAAUACGAAAUUUGCCAGCCAGCAAAUGGUUGCUGAUGAUGUGGCGGCCGAGGAAUUGCAGAUGAAAAUUGAGGAGAAUGCCAGGCUACAACGCGAGCUCUUUGAAUCAAACCAGAAGCAUCGAGCAUCUGUACUGGAUCUUCAAGAAAAGCUUGAAUCAUUCGAAAAAAAUUCAGUGAAUCACCAAAGAUUAAUUGAUGAAAGUAAUGAGAAACAUAAAAUCACAGUGCAAAAACUACAAGAAGAAAAAGCUAUGCUGGAGGCAAGAUUGCAAAAGUGUCUUGAAGACUUAAAAAAUGUUUCCAUCAAGGCAGAAAAAAGUGAACAACAGGCUCAUGUCUUCAAUAAGAAACUAGCUGCAAAAUAUGAAACUGCUUCAAGAAUAGUUUCUGAGAAAGUCAAUUUCAAUGACACAUGUUUGAUGGAGUUGAAUGGACUAAAUGUUGCUCCACAUGACUGCAAACGUCAGAACAAAAUUAAAAAACUUGUCAGCGAGGCUUUGGAUCUUCUCAGGACAUUUCUUGCUGGGCUCUCUGAUUAUCAUACUUACAUGGAACAGAGAAUUAGAAUUUUGUUUGAUGAACCAACUGAUAUUAGUCGAAAGUUGUGUGAAAACCUUCAUCAGAAUGCAACAAUUUUACGAAAUGUGGAGCAGAAAUUCACAAACUUCAGCUGUCAAGUAACAAAGGAUGUCUUACUUACUCUGGAGACUGCAAGUGGUUUUGAAGACUUUACCGAGGCUUUUCAUAAAUACUCAAGUUACUUACAGAAAUUACUAUCAUACCAAACUUUAUGCACCAAGGAAGAAUGUGAAAAGACGACAUAUUCUGCCGCAAUGGAGCAACUAUGUUCAGCUAUGCUAAGAGCAUUUGGGAGAUUUGUCGCCGUGAUCAAUGAACUGGACACGUAUUUUAGAGUUCUGGCUUCUGCAGGUUCUGGAGGUUUACCGAGCGCAAAUGUUGGAAAAGUGUUUGGGUUACUUGACCUGACUGCACAGAAGUUGCAAACUGUGAUGCAAGGGCUGUCAACUGCAUUUCAUUCAAAGAAAAUGGUCGAGCACCAGACCCCUACCACAACACAGACUCUGAAAAGCACCGAUGAAUGUUUGGAAACCUGUCUUGCUUCGUUGGUAACAUCGUCAUCUAAGAUUUCUAGUUUUCUUCGUACAAACGCGGAGUUCUUCUCUUCAAGAUCCGAAUUUAAAGUUCGAGGUGUCUGUUCGGAUAAGAUUGUCGGAGCCCCGGUAGUGAGAAACUUCAAAGAACAGAACAGGGACUAUAUUAAGAAAUUGAUAAUGCCUCAACCAGAAUCUAUUCCUUUUGAAGUCGCUCUGAAGAAUAGCAAAACGUUGCUUAGCUCAACUGAAAACAGCGAGAACUUAUCGAAACAGGCUUCUUUAAAUCUGGAGAAGAUUACAAAACUCGAACAGGCAAAGGAGCAUUGGCUUCUCGAAGCUCAGUUACUACAAAUUAAAUACGAAAAAGAACACAAGAAAGUACUUUUCCUCCAAGAAGAAAUAGAAAAUUUGCAAAUGAAUCGAGGAGUUCCUUUGCCCAGAAAGACAGCUGAAGACAUCUCAAAUACGCAAUUUUCGAGCAGUUGGACACCAGAAGAGGAAGUUCAGAGACCAGAUGAUCUUGGUGAGGUCAGUGUUCUGGGCACAUCGGGGAAAUCGGAGACAGUAUCUCGUGAGGAUCACAUCAAGGAACAUUACAAGAAGCGCAUGUCAGAGCUGACGACACAGCUUCAAGUGGCUGAUAGCAAGGCAGUUUUAUUCCAUUCUGAGUGUCAAAACAUAUUCAAGAGGUUACAAUUGAGUUUGGAGUCCCAGAAUAAAACAAAAGAAGACUUGGCAAAGGCCUUGACAAAAAUCACCGAAUUAGAGGACGAAGUGUUGACAACGAAAAACAGUUAUCAGAUCCAACUGGAUACGAUGAGCGACCAUCUUUGUAGCGUGUCGGAGAAACUGACUUUACAAACAGACGAACUUGUUGCGUUGAAAACAGGCAAAAGUAAGAAAGGAAAGAACUGGUUUCAAUCUUUAAAAGACAAGGGGAGUUCUGAGGAUAACUUGGAAUGAAUCUAGAGAGGCUAGUGAACUUAAUAUAUAAUUUAAAAUUAAUUAAAUAUUGAUUACGGCCCGUGUCAAACCACGGAUGAAACAUUGCCAAUCGAUAGUAUGCGACGUUUGAGAUAUAGACUUUAAUUUUAGGUAGACGCAGAGAUUUGAAAUAUUUUUACUGCCCUAAAAUAAA
This is a messenger RNA of Dendronephthya gigantea, 2671 nucleotides long. RefSeq names its product protein phosphatase 1 regulatory subunit 21-like. The transcript has 31 exons. NCBI's taxonomy places the organism in Eukaryota, Metazoa, Cnidaria, Anthozoa, Malacalcyonacea, Nephtheidae. The coding region runs from base 127 to 2496 and encodes 789 amino acids. Gene Ontology annotation, cellular component: membrane; early endosome. The record is from RefSeq and is a predicted model, not a curated record.